AUGAAAUUGCUAAUUGCCCUUUGCUUAGUGUCGGCCGCAGUUGCAGUACCACUUUACGACGACGUUAAAGUUUUACGCUAUGACAACGAUAACAUAGGAACUGGGAGUUAUAGCUACCAAUUUGAACUGUCUGACGGCACAAAGCAAGAACAAGUAGGUGAGUUGAAAAACGAAGGUGUUGUCGGUCAAGCUGAAGUUGUUAGGGGCAGCUACUCUUGGGUAGCUCCAGACGGCUACAACUACAUCGUCACAUACGUAGCUGAUGAACUCGGAUACCGUUCAACUAUUGAAAAGGGAACCAAACGAUUUUAA
This is a messenger RNA of Pararge aegeria (speckled wood butterfly), 312 nucleotides long. RefSeq names its product flexible cuticle protein 12-like. Lineage: Eukaryota; Metazoa; Arthropoda; Insecta; Lepidoptera; Nymphalidae. The record is from RefSeq and is a predicted model, not a curated record. The transcript has 3 exons. Gene Ontology annotation, molecular function: structural constituent of chitin-based larval cuticle. Gene Ontology annotation, cellular component: chitin-based extracellular matrix. Bases 1 to 312 code for a protein of 103 amino acids.